GUAUGAGACCGAGCCAGCAGAAAACAAUCAAUAUGGCGGAUUAGUCCUUGCAAUGGUCCAUUGCUUGUAGUCAAUGUUAGUAGUACAUUGGAUUUGAAAAUUUUCUUUCUAUGAGAAUUUUUUCUGUUCUUUGAAUCGUGCCAUUUGAAGAAAAUCGAAAACCAUGCCUUUGGACCUGUUUCAAGGGCUAGUGCGAGGUGCCAGUCGCAAAGUAAUGACUGGUAAAAGAGGAAACAAGAAUUUCUACAAAGGACGCGGUGUUAAGCCAACAGGAUUUCACACUAAGAAGGGUCACUACGUCAUCGUUCCAAAGAAAGUUCCCGAGUUUGUAGUUCCUGAUCUCACAGAUUUUGAGCUUAAACCAUAUGUGUCCUAUCAAUCGCCUAAGGUUGUCUGUCAACCCCUGACUGAAAACACGUUAAUGGAGCAAAUUACGCAGAAUCUUCAGACUAUUCGAUUCAAGGAAACGCCAUGAUUUCCAAAUGCAUCAUGUUCUUUCAAGAACUGUCACCAAUAUUUAUGUAUAUAUAUUUUACUGCUUUGAUCUUAACAUAAAGAUGUCCGAAAGAUAUGCAAUUGGAAGUUUUUGGCAUGAAAGAAAAACAUUUGGUGACAUUUGCGAUGGAUUCUAACGUUUUGUUUUUGGCAAUCAUCGAAGUCGGUCAUAGACUGAUGUCGCCAGUUAAGCAUGGCCUGGCAGGACUAGUCGUCAAAGUCGCUUCUGUCCCCUGGAACGCAAACCUACGUAUGUAUGGGACACAGCUCUACGCAGACUACUGAAAGUACUCAAUCGAGACUAUUCAAAUGACUAGGGUCUAUACUACGCGUCGGCCCAAAAUGAAAUGAUGAAUGAUCGCCCUGUAAGCGUUAAUUGUUGGAAACUUCGCUUUACAAAUCUGCGUGUGUUUAUAUGCGUAAGCUCUCAGUAUUUUUUUCAUGUCCAAAAGCAUUUUAAGUCAUUCGUCAUUUCUUCUUUAUUGUAGUUUAUUUCUCGUAAUUUUAAAAUGUCAAACAAAAAGUUUUUUUUCAUUAUCAUCUUCAACAAUGAUCUACUGCAAAUA
Molecule: messenger RNA, 1061 nt
Organism: Xenia sp. Carnegie-2017
Lineage: Eukaryota; Metazoa; Cnidaria; Anthozoa; Malacalcyonacea; Xeniidae
Product: 39S ribosomal protein L41, mitochondrial-like
Exons: 4
Coding region: 164-475 (103 amino acids)
Biological process (GO): translation
Cellular component (GO): mitochondrial large ribosomal subunit
Molecular function (GO): structural constituent of ribosome
Source: RefSeq, a predicted model, not a curated record